UGGGCUGGGUAGUGGUGUGUUAUUUGUUUUAUGACCCUGUGAAAAGUUGCUGUGCCAGAGGUCAGAACUCUUCCUGCAAAGCCUUAAGACUUUGCGUAACAUUUGUCCAAGGUGUGGUUUGCGCACAGAGAUUCUUUGGCUUUGUUCAAGCUCCUGUUGAAUUGUUAGCAGCUGUGAACUCGUAGGAGGACUUGUCGGACCUGAUCUGGUCUGCAGGGACUGAUUCUUACAGGUGUAAUCCAGCCCGUGCAGACGAGACCCGCACGCCCUGUAUUUUGUUCUUUCCAGCAACAGUCAUAGGGGAAUGUGCAGCAUAGGCAGCAGGGACAGACUGGGAGCAGACGGGCCACGGUGAUGAACAACAAGGCUCUGACUCGCUCCGAAGUGUUCGGGCAGCUCAGGAAGGAGCUCUACGGAGACGAGCCGUCCACUCAUUCCCAAACCCACGUCUUCAUCAUUCUGGGAGCGUCUGGAGAUCUUGCCAAAAAGAAGAUCUACCCCACUCUGUGGUGGCUGUUCAGAGAUGGCCUGCUCCCAGAUAACGUCUACUUUGUGGGUUUUGCUCGUUCGAACCUGACUGUGGAGGACAUCAAGGCAGCAUGCCUGCCUUACAUGAAGCUCCAGGCUGGAGAGGCAGAGUCUCUGACCGCCUUCUUCAGCAGGAACUCCUACCUGAGUGGGAGGUACGACGACGGCAGCUCCUUCCACCAGCUCAGCACCCAUCUGUCGUCUCUGCCCGGGGGAGCGGACGCCAACCGGCUGUUCUACCUGGCUCUUCCACCAACGGUGUACCACCAUGUCAGCACCAACAUCAGAGCCCACUGCAUGAGCUCCAAAGGUUGGGGCAGACUCAUUGUUGAGAAGCCGUUUGGCCGAGACCUCCAGAGUUCUCAGGAGCUGUCGGCCCACCUGUUCUCCCUGUUCACCGAGGAUCAGAUCUACCGCAUAGACCACUAUCUGGGCAAAGAGAUGGUGCAGAACCUCAUGGUUCUCCGGUUUGGUAAUCGCAUCUUCGGACCUUUGUGGAACAGGAACAGCGUGGCCUGCGUGGUCCUCACUUUCAAGGAGCCUUUUGGGACUCAGGGCCGUGGAGGAUACUUCGAUGACUUUGGUAUCAUUCGAGACGUGAUGCAGAACCAUCUUCUCCAGAUGCUCUGCUUGGUUGCCAUGGAGAAGCCAGCAUCCACCAGCCCGGAUGACGUGAGGGACGAAAAGGUGAAGGUGCUGAAGUGCAUCGCUCCAGUGGCGCUGUCAGACGUGGUGCUGGGUCAGUACGUGGGGGCCCCUGAGGGGGAGGGCCAGUCCCGGCUGGGCUACCGGGACGACCCCACGGUGCCGGCGGGCUCCUGCACGCCAACGUUCGCCACUGCGGUGCUCUACGUGAAGAACGAGAGAUGGGACGGUGAGGCGCGUGCGUCGUUCCCUCGAAGAGCUCCCGUAGCUUCUUGCCUGAGCCCGUCUUGUCUGAACCCGCCAGGCGUUCCCUUCGUUCUGCGCUGCGGAAAAGCCCUGAACGAGCGCAAGGCCGAGGUGCGGCUGCAGUUCGCCGACGUGCCGGGCGACAUCUUUGGAGGGCGCUGUCAGAGGAACGAGCUGGUGGUGCGGGUGCAGCCGGACGAGGCCGUGUACCUGAAGAUGACCACCAAGAGGCCGGGGGUCUACUUCAGCCCCGAGGAAACCGAGCUGGACCUCACGUACAAGAGCAGAUACAAGAACGUGACGCUCCCGGAUGCGUACGAGAGGCUCAUACUUGAUGUCUUCUGUGGGAAUCAGAUGCACUUUGUGCGCAGUGAUGAGCUGCGUGAGGCCUGGAGGAUCUUCACCCCUCUGCUUCACCGCAUAGAGGGGGAGAAAAUCCAGCCCCUCCCCUACGCUUAUGGAAGCCGUGGUCCGAAUGAGGCAGACGAGCUUGUGAGGAGGGUGGGCUUCCGCUAUGAGGGGACGUAUAAAUGGGUGGAGCCCCACGCGACAUGACGACCAGCCCUGUGUCACACGCAAUAAACUACAUGAGUCUCUCCCGUUG
Betta splendens (Siamese fighting fish) is the source of this 2023-nucleotide messenger RNA. Its product is annotated as glucose-6-phosphate 1-dehydrogenase-like. The record is from RefSeq and is a predicted model, not a curated record. NCBI's taxonomy places the organism in Eukaryota, Metazoa, Chordata, Actinopteri, Anabantiformes, Osphronemidae. Gene Ontology annotation, biological process: glucose metabolic process; pentose-phosphate shunt, oxidative branch. Bases 355 to 1974 code for a protein of 539 amino acids. Gene Ontology annotation, molecular function: NADP binding; glucose-6-phosphate dehydrogenase activity. Gene Ontology annotation, cellular component: cytosol. The transcript has 12 exons.